AAUUAUUGGCAAAAAGCAGCGAGAAGCAGCAUGUAGUGCAGUGCGCUGCUGUAGACGCCCGGCCUGUAGGCGGCGCUGCGGCGAGUCUCUCGCAUCAAAUACUGCGGUAAAGAUCCGUGAAGAGCGCUGCUUGUGGAUACAUGAUGGCGCAAAAAAGAUCGUUUGAAGCGGACAGUAAAUAUGCUGAUCGAGAUGUCGAUCAGGACCGCAUAGGAUCAGCUCUCGAUGCUUCCCAGACUUCAACUUCAUCCUCAUCUUCCUCAUCAAUGAAGAGACAUUGGGACGGGGAUGAUGAAGAUCCCUCUCCCAGGAAGAAGCAGGUCACAGAGGAAUCGUUUCACAGUCAGAAAGUGGCCACACAUUACAACAAACUCCAGGAGCGUGGCCUGGCAGAGCGCAAUAAAAGCAGGAUAGUCCACAUGCGCAACUUCAACAACUGGUUGAAGAGUGUCCUCAUAGCGGAGAUCUUGGACAAGGUGAAGGAAAAACGGAGAGAGGUGACUGUGCUGGACUUGGGCUGUGGAAAAGGAGGAGACCUUCUCAAAUGGAAAAAAGGACGUAUUGAUAAACUUGUGUGUGCAGAUAUCGCUGCUGUGUCCAUCGAGCAGUGUCAGCAGCGCUAUAAUGACAUGAGACGGAGGGGUCACCCGAACGACCGCACGUACUCCGCCGAGUUCAUCACCGCAGACUGCGGCAGGGAGCUGCUGUCUGAGAAGUUGAGAGACCCUGAGCUGCGGUUUGACGUGUGCAGCUGUCAGUUUGUGUAUCAUUAUUCCUUUGAGAGCAAGCAGCAGGCUGACACCAUGCUGAGAAACGCCUGUGAGAGACUCCGGCCGGGAGGAUUCUUCAUCGGAACCACUCCAGAUGCAUAUGAGAUGGUCAAGCGUUUGGAGGCGUCGGACUCCAACAGCUUUGGAAAUGAAGUGUUCAGGGUGACCUUCCAGAAGAAGGGAGAAUACCCUCUGUUCGGCUGUCAGUAUGACUUCAGUCUGGAGGGUGUCGUCAACGUCCCAGAGUUUCUGGUGUAUUUCCCCCUGUUUGAGGAAAUGGCGAAAAAAUACAACAUGCGUCUGGUUUACAAGAAAACUUUCAAAGAAUUCUUUGAAGAGAAAGUUAAAGAUGAGAAGAAUAAGGUUCUGAUGCAGUGGAUGCAGGCGCUGGAGCAAUACCCUCCGGACGAGAGGGUCCGACUGGCGUCUGACAGUCCGGGGGAGUAUGAACACGCCAAGAGAAUCGCUGCCAAUCCUGCUGCGAGACGUCCACUGGGAACCUUGAGCAAGUCUGAGUGGGAGGCUACAAGCAUAUACCUGGUGUAUGUGUUUGAGAAAAUGUCAUGAGUCCGACGGAUUCUCCAUCGAGCUGUUUUAUCCGGACGAGUGAGCCAAAGAUACGGAGUCUCAUUGUCAUUCAUCAGGUUCCCAGAAUCCUGCUGAGCAUGUCCAUUUCACAAACUCAAAUAUUUUUUUUCACAACCGGAGCUUUUCAUUCACAAGUGUGUGUGUGUGUGUGUGUGUGUGUGUGUGUGUGUGUGUGUGUGUGUGUGUGUGUGUGUGUGUGUGUGUGUGUGUGUGUGUGUGUGUGUGUGUGUGUGUGUGUGUGUGUGUGUGUGUGUGUGUUUUGGUGUACACAAUGCACAUGAUCAAUAUUCUGUCUGAUACUGUAUUUCUGUUUAUCUGUCAUGGCUCACCUGCUACCCUCUCUCUUGAAGUCAAGCAAUCUAAUAACCCUGUAGAGCUUACAGUCAUACGCUCCCUUUGGGUUUGACCUCGAUAGUAAUCCACCCUUCCCUUCAGGCUUGACUGAAAUCUGUUUUGGAUUCUUUUCUUUUCUGUAUUCAUCUGUGAAAGGUUGGUUGGUAUUGUUUAAUGUGUGAUGGGGCUGUUUUCUGACAGUAAGACAUGCAGAACUUUAAUUAAUUCAUUCAAGUUGACAAAUCCAUAAUCUCUUUUUUUUUUUCUUUUUUUUUUAUGUACCUGUCAUUUAAGUAAUGAUGUAUAAUGUUUUCUCUCUUAGUGUUGUCUUUGAACGUCAGGAAGGAUGUGGUGUUCAGUCUGAUUUCUGUAUGUAGAGCAGUGUUGCUGGUUUUGCAGUUUGUCAGGCAAUUCAAACCUGCUUUAGGAAUAUUAAACCUUGAGUUUGUCAGUUGAA
This is a messenger RNA of Onychostoma macrolepis, 2148 nucleotides long. It is a transcript of the gene rnmt, whose product is annotated as RNA (guanine-7-) methyltransferase. Gene Ontology annotation, cellular component: nucleus. The record is from RefSeq and is a predicted model, not a curated record. Gene Ontology annotation, biological process: 7-methylguanosine mRNA capping. NCBI's taxonomy places the organism in Eukaryota, Metazoa, Chordata, Actinopteri, Cypriniformes, Cyprinidae. The transcript is spliced from 11 exons. Gene Ontology annotation, molecular function: mRNA 5'-cap (guanine-N7-)-methyltransferase activity. Bases 141 to 1337 code for a protein of 398 amino acids.